Messenger RNA from Dinoponera quadriceps, 2018 nucleotides. Its product is annotated as transmembrane 7 superfamily member 3-like. The record is from RefSeq and is a predicted model, not a curated record. NCBI's taxonomy places the organism in Eukaryota, Metazoa, Arthropoda, Insecta, Hymenoptera, Formicidae. Bases 223 to 1863 code for a protein of 546 amino acids. The transcript is spliced from 8 exons.
GACGGCAAUAUGGCGAUUCCGGCAAGGCGCAUGAAUGGAGAGAGCGAGACGGCGCGAGCCGCGUACCGCCGUUACAACGAGUAGCGGAGUGUCAAGUGACAGCUGUUGCACGCCGUACUGAUCAGUACUGAUCUGCCAUCGGCUCUACGCUUAGGCGGCCGUCCCGAGCGAGCCAAGUACAUCUUCCUCUCCUUUCUUUUUCCUGCGGACACGUGCCACAGCAUGAAACGAGCGGCCGUCACGCUUCUAUUGGCCUUGCCGUUGGUACUAGGUAACGCGACGACAGUUACGUCGGAAAAUGCGACCGUCAAACACGAUGAUGCCACAAUAACAGCAUCUUUGCUGAAUUAUCGAGAGAAUGACAUAUUCAAGAAACGACUAAUUUUACCUCCGUCUAGUGAUGUAACGAUCACUGUGACGGACGUACCACCAAAAUUUUCGUUCAUUGUGUUGCAAAUUCAUACCUACCAAUACAAUGCUACGUUAGCAUACGACAAAACGCUGCUCGGUAAAGUGUCGAAAGGGAGUUUGUUCGGGUCAAACAUUGGUCUGUACAUGAAAACACGCAAUGUAACAGGUCCGUUGCAGGUAUUCCUAAAACACGAUAACGUACAUGAUCUCAAUGCAUUGAUCGUGAUCGUACCGUACGGUUCAGAAGCGCCGAUACCGGGCGGAUGUAACAUGGAAUUUGAGAUCGAAAUUGCGCCCUAUCAAAAGCUGCGUAUAGAGAAUGAAAUGAUAAUAGUCGAUGCGCAACCGGCCGCGGCGUUCGCCACUAACGGCCUACCGAUUCCUUGCGAGAAAAGCCCGGUGCAACACAGUAUGUACCGUUUUCUCCUGCCCAUGUCGGACUUCAAACUGGAAACGUACUUUGACGCGAUUGCGAGUAUGCUGACGGUGCAAGAUAUCGUGCAAAAUGGCACCGAGAUACCACCUGCUCCUACGAUCUCAAUUAUGAGACGUAUCUACAGUAUGUUCGCCGGUACAGGAUUCGUUUAUGCUGUAGUCGCCACUUACGGGAAUUACUCUUCGGCUUACGUUCCGACCUUCUCGUACGGUUGCAACCCUCUGCUCCAUCCGAAUAGUUGUAAGGUUUUAAAUGAAUUGUUCUCGAAGUUUGUUUGCACGAUCACCUUAUUCAUAGGUAUCUUCUUGUAUUUUACGGGACAUGAAUCUCGAUACCUUACUAAGGUUCGUUUAUUACCGGAUUGUGCAAUGGGUGCUUUUGUCGGUUACACUAUAGCGGUGGGUACCGGCGAUCCAGGAACUGCAAUUGACGUUCUGAUAGGUUUGAUAUUCGCCGUUCUUGCCAUGUGCAUAUCGCCGUUCCGGCGUAUUCGGAAAUUCGAGAACCCAUGUUUCCAAUGGCUCUCCAACCUACCACUAGCAUUCCUGUGCAGCUGCGUCGCAUACCUCUACGCUCCAGCCGGGAUGUUUUACGUUCUCGAGUACGAAUGGUCGUUCUGGUGCACCUUCGUCAGCUUCACGCUCGCGAUCGCUAUGCUGCUCAUGAUAACGCCCUACUUCGCCGAGAUACUGACACGAGCGGUUUUCAUCUCGUACUUCCUGGUCAUUCCGAUUGAUUAUUACGUUGGCACUAACUUGAAAUACAUUGUCAUCACCAUCGUCAGGAGGAUCACCAUAUCUGGCUUUCGUUUGGCCUUCGUGUAUCCGCCUAUUCGGUUCUUCGACUGGUUUCUUAUAAUGAUAUGGAUUAUGCUGAUGUUGUUGCAACUCUUAGCAACCUACGCUCAGAUAUUAAUUGAUACAAACGAUGAAAGACAAGAGUUGUUGCCGGCACGGAAACCCAAAGUCGUAAUCAUCUUUUCACGGCGACCGAGUAUAAAAAACGAGCGUACGUAAGCUUUUCAUAAUGUUUAUUUAAAAUUAAAAAUUAAUUCCUCGAUUAUUUACCGAGUUUACGAUAAGUGUUACAAAUAACCGACAAACAGCGAUCUGAAGAAGAUGAAUAUAUAUGCAGUAAUAAUUAUAAUUCGAUUAUAUAUAUAUAUAUAUAU